GCUCUGUGUGUCGCUGCCUGUCUGCCUGCUGCCUGCCUCCCGCCGCCUGGCCUCCGCGCCUCCUCCCGCUCAGUCAGCAUCGCUCGGCCGUCUCGCCCGGACGCCGCGCCAGCCUCCCGAGCGCCGCGUCACGCAGGAUAGGCCUAUCGUCGAAAUUCGAAAAUCCUUAAAUCCGAACGAACGAUUUUCUGAAACCUGAGAAGUUGGAAGAAGGAAGAGUAGAAUAAUAAAGAUAGGUAAUGAUGAUUUUGAUGAUGAAUAGAAAGGAGUUGAGAGGUAAGGAUUAAGUGAAAAAGGAAGUGAAAGAAGAAAAAAAAAUAGUGUUCGUUUUUUUGUUUUUUUUUCAUUGAAGGAAAUAUCCAAGGAAGGUUAUGCUUUGUGAGUGAGUGUUUUAAAGUGCCACAAACUCUCAAGAAGAAAACAAAACAAAAACAAAAACAGAAAAAAAAACAUACAAACAAAAACAGAAAAAAAAACAAUAACACUUAACUCUGAAAAAAAAAAAAAAUCCCGUAUCCCAUUUUAUGAGUGUUUGAAAAAAAAAGUGUUGCGUCAGAAGAUCAAGGAAAUCCACGUCUCAUCAUGUGUGGGCGUGGUCUCUGGUCGGCGUGGGCGGCUUGCUUCGUCGUCUUCCUCAUCCACCUGCCGCCCACCAACCAGCUGCCGUACGUCAUUAACAUAGGAGGCCUCUUCGACGUCGGCGACCAGAAGCAGACCCUCGCCUUCCGCUACGCCGUCGAGAGCGUCAAUCACGACCACGGACUUCGCAAGACCUCGCUCCGGCCGAUCAUCGAGACGAUUCCUCCCUAUGACUCCUUCUACGCGUCCAAGAGAGUGUGCUACCUCGUGCGUGCGGGCGUGGCGGCCAUCUUCGGUCCUCAGUCAGGCCAGACCUCCGCCCACGUCCAGAGCAUCUGCGACGCCCUCGAGAUCCCCCACAUCGAGACGCGCUGGGACUACCGUCUCAGGCGUGAGGAUUACUCGGUCAAUCUGUAUCCGCAUCCGUCUUCGUUGAGUAAGGCCUACCUCGACCUCGUCCGUCUCUUCGGCUGGAAAUCCUUCUGCAUCCUGUACGAGGACAACGAAGGCCUCGUCCGCCUGCAGGAGCUCCUGAAGACGCCGCCGCCCAACGAGUUCAAGGUCACCAUCAGGCAGCUCCCCAGAGACGAUGACUACAGACCCAUUCUCAGGGAAGUGAAGAACAGCCUUGAACAGAACAUCAUCCUAGACUGCAAGACAGAGAAGGUCGGUCAGGUGCUGAAACAAGCCCAGCAAAUUGGCCUUAUGUCCUCUCUGCAUAAUUACAUCAUAACUUCGCUUGACUUGCACCUCGUAGACUUAGACGACUUCAAGUACAGCGGCUCCAACAUCACCGCUGUUCGCCUGGUGGACCCCGACAGCGAGGAGGUGAAGCGGCUGAUGGAGGACUGGGAGCGAAGGAGUCCUCAGUACCUGCAAACUACUGACGGGGAUGAUGUUAUUCUGAAGCAACAACUGGGAGUCGACUUCUGGACGACGGAAACAGCCCUAAUCUACGACGCCGUGAGAUUAUUCGUGCAGGCACUUCAAGCACUGGAUAAUUCGACAUUCGUGCAGGUUGCGCCGCUCAUUUGCGAGGGAGAAGAAGCUUGGAUCCACGGUAAUUCACUCAUCAAUUAUAUGAAAAUGGUUUACUUCACAGGACUCACGGGCUUCAUAAAAUUCGAUGCCCUAGGAUUUCGCACCGAUUUUGCCCUUGAUAUCGUGGAACUUGGCAUGCAAAAUCUCACUAAGGCCGGCACGUGGAGACUGGACACGGGCGCCAACUACACGAGGACUUUCCAGGAGACGCUGAAGAAGGUGGUCGACGGACUGCAGAACAAGACUCUCGUCGUGUCCGUGGCCUUUAACGACCCCUACAUCAUGCAGAAGGAGAACGCGGAGGACCUCGCCGGCAACGACCGCUUCGAGGGCUUCUGCCUCGACCUCCUGACGGAGAUCGCCAGCAUCCUCAAGUUCAACUUCACCGUCGUCCCCGUCGCCUCCAACGCCUACGGCUCCAAGAACGCGGAGACGGGAGAGUGGAACGGCAUGAUCAGGGAACUGCUCGAGCAUCGCGCAGACAUGGCCAUUACGGACUUAACUAUCAACUACGAACGCGAGCAAGUGGUCGACUUCACGAUGCCGUUCAUGAACCUCGGGAUUUCCAUUUUGUACAAGAAACCCCAGAAGAUGGCGCCUUCCCUCUUCUCCUUCCUGUCGCCUCUUUCCCUCGAGGUCUGGAUUUACAUGAUCACUGCUUACGUCGGCGUCUCCAUCCUCAUGUAUAUUCUUGCCAGGUUCACGCCGUACGAGUGGCAGAACCCCCACCCGUGCGACCCCGACCCCGACACGCUGGAGAACCAGUUCACUAUCCUCAACUGCCUGUGGUUCGCCAUCGGCUCCCUUAUGCAGCAAGGCUGUGACUUCCUUCCACAAGCUGUAUCGACCCGCAUGGUGGCCGGCAUGUGGUGGUUCUUCACUCUGAUCAUGAUUUCGUCGUACACCGCUAACCUCGCCGCCUUCCUCACCGUCGAGCGCAUGGACUCUCCCAUCGAGUCAGCGGAGGACCUCGCCAAGCAGACCAAGAUCAAGUAUGGAUCGCUCAAGACGGGCAGCACCAUGGCUUUCUUCAGGGACUCCAAGAUCCCGACUUACCAAGGGAUGUGGGCGACCAUGAUGCGCCACGAGGACCCCGGCCCCUCCGUCUUCCUCGCCUCCAACGCCGAGGGGGUCAAGCGAGUCCAGGAGAGCAACGGCCUGUACGCCUACCUCAUGGAAUCCACGUCCAUCGAGUACGUGGUGGAGCGGCAGUGCGACCUCACGCAGAUCGGGGGCCUCCUGGACUCCAAGAGCUACGGCAUCGCCCUUCCUCCAGGCUCCCCCUACACGAGUGCCAUCAGCAGUGCCAUUUUGUCGCUGCAAGAAACUUCGAAAAUACAGAUGCUGAAAAGACGAUGGUGGAAGGAGAGAAAUAGGUCUGACAAGUGUGCAAAGGACAAGGACGAAGCGGGCGGCAGCAGUAUGGCGAGUGAACUGAAUUUAUCGAACGUCGGCGGUGUCUUCGUGGUGCUGCUCGGAGGGAUGGGCCUGGCGCUGGUCGUGGCACUGGCGGAGUUCGUCCUCGAGUGCUGGGACAUAUCGAAGGAGGAUGAGAAAUCAAUAAUAUCAGUCCUGAGUGAGGAGUUGUGCUUCGUCUUCCAAUGCAAAGGGUCGACGAAACCUGUCAGGAAGAAAAUAGAGUCAGAGACACCAACAGUUGACAACUUGUACAACUCCGAUGUAUUCAACUGUAGCAGUAGAAAUCAACAUACCUGAUUACCAGAUGUGGCGUCAGCCUCUGACGUCACAGUCGACCACCACCCCGACCAAUGGCCGAUUCCUAGCUACGUGCCCCCACCCCCCUCGCCCGUCGCCAACCUGAAUGCAUCGACGGUCAAUCAGAACACAUCCUUGCUCAGUCAGAACUCAUCCACCGUGGCCAGCCAGAAUUUCUCCUCCUCACCCUACUUCACGCCGGACCUAAAGCCCUCACUCUCGCCCACGACAGACCCGAGCGAGGAUCUGCCUGAGGCCGAGGGCGUGAGGCAGAGGAAGAACUGGUAACGGCGGCCGGUCU
Penaeus chinensis is the source of this 3637-nucleotide messenger RNA. Its product is annotated as glutamate receptor ionotropic, kainate 2-like. NCBI's taxonomy places the organism in Eukaryota, Metazoa, Arthropoda, Malacostraca, Decapoda, Penaeidae. Gene Ontology annotation, cellular component: postsynaptic membrane; plasma membrane. Gene Ontology annotation, molecular function: transmitter-gated monoatomic ion channel activity involved in regulation of postsynaptic membrane potential; glutamate-gated receptor activity. The record is from RefSeq and is a predicted model, not a curated record. Gene Ontology annotation, biological process: synaptic transmission, glutamatergic; monoatomic ion transport; modulation of chemical synaptic transmission. The transcript has 20 exons. The coding region runs from base 583 to 3336 and encodes 917 amino acids.